AUGCUAUUCUCAAGCUCCGGUCGGACGAUCUUUCCGCUCCUUCCACCCUACGGGGUCCAAGAUCCCAAUGGCGUCCAAGGUCGGGUCAUUCCGCUGCAUCCCGAUGGCUCUACGCCUUAUCUGGGGCUACGGGCGCGUCUGUCCCAAGUGUGGCUUAACCGCUGGACCGUGGUGUUGAUGGCUGUCACGACCAUCAAGACAGACAUGGGUCGAGCCAAAAGCGAGGCCCUAUCGGCAUGUACAAGCGUCGAAUCCAUGGCCGAUGCGAUGGUAUCCAUGCCCCAUUACCUGGCGAAAGGGGUAAACGACCUCACGGGCGACGUGGUCGAUGCGGCAGUUGAUGGCCUCAAGACGAUGCUGAUGCUCACCUUGACUGGUGUUGAAGAAUUGAUCAUUUUCUUCAUCAAAGUGAUGUAUCAGACGUAUCUAUGUUUGUUCACGCUCGCUGUGCACGGUGCUGUUGAGAUUGGAGUCACCUUGAUCGAAGACGCAGCGGACUUUCUCAAUUCUACGGUCAAAACCGUGGGAAAAGACAUCGGCAAAACAGUCGAUGUAUUCGAGGAUGCUCUCAAUGACUUCAUCAAACUCGUGAAUGUGGCUGCCAGCUUGGCAGGGUCAAGCGUGCCGACACUGAACCUCACCAGCGAGAUCGACAAGUUGGAAAAUGCGCAUCUGCCGUCAUCUAUCGAUGAAGGCCUGGAUAAACUCAACAACUCCAUUCCGUCCUUUACCGAAGUGAUGAACUUCACCGAAAAUGUGAUACGGUUCCCCUUUGAGGAAGUCAAGAAAUUGGUCAACGAGUCCUUGGGGGACUAUACGUUCAACCCCUCUGCACUCCCGGUUCCUGCGAAGAGAACAUUGACUUUCUGCGAUGACAACAACGGGAUCAAUUCAUUCUUCGCCGGGGUAACAGAUUUGAUUCUGACAGCCCGCAAAAUCUUCAUCGCCGUUUUGAUUAUCGCCGCGAUUCUCGCCUGCGUCCCUAUGGCCUGGCAAGAGAUCCGACGCUGGCACACUAUGAAAGAACGCUCUCAACUUGUCCGCAAGGAAGCGCACGAUCCCAUGGACGUCGUCUAUAUUGUCUCUAGGCCUCACACCGCAGCUGUUGGUAUCUGGGCUGCCAGCCGCUUCAGCAACAGCCGCCGACAGAUCCUCGUACGCUGGGUGAUUGCAUAUGCCACCUCCCCGGCCGCCCUGUUCGUCCUCUGUCUCGCCUUGGCCGGCCUCCUCUCCUGCCUUUGCCAGUACAUACUUCUCAGCGCCAUCAAGAAAACCGUCCCAGAACUCUCCACCGAGGUGGGUGAAUUCGCCGACGAGGUCGUCGGGGUGUUACAAAACAUCUCCGCGGAAUGGGCCAACGACGCCAAUAAAGUCAUCCAGCACGCAGACGACGGGAUUAAUGACCACGUCUUCGGCUGGGUCAACACCAGCACCACUGCCUUGAACGACACACUCAACACCUUCGUCGACAAAACCAUUGACGUUCUCAACGACACCUUCGGUGGGACCUUACUCUACGAGCCUCUCUUGGAUGUAUUCGACUGCCUGGUCGGCCUCAAAGUCGAAAGCGUCCAGAAAGCUCUCACCUGGGUUUCGGACCACGCUCACGUCGAAUUCCCUCUUCUACCCAACAACACCUUCUCCGUCGGCGCCGCAAACAGCCUCAACAGCUCCGACUCAUCCGAGAGCUUCCUCACCGAGGCCGGUGCGAAGACAUCCAAUGAGAUCACUGAAGUGGUCACGAAGGUUAUCGACACACUGGCAAGCGCCAUCCGGACGGAAACCAUCAUCGCUUCGUGCAUUCUCCUUGUCUGGUUCAUUAAUGUCUUGCUCGGCAUCCUUCGCGCCCUGACCUUGUUCUGGACACGAGAAAAGAACCGGGGCGAGGGCGGCCCGGCGCCUCUCAACUCACGACCGAAACCUGGCUCUGGCCCAGACCCAAAUGGCUUCAUCGAUGUACCGUUAACUAGCUUGCCCAGAACUUAUGCCGCUUCUGCGGAUGUAGCAGAUGCAGCAGAUGCAGCAGAUGCAGCGCGGUCGCAGCCGGCGCCUCGGUAUGAGGUUGCAACCAGUCAGGGAAGCCCAGGAAGCUCAGGCAGCUCCGGCGUGGUGGUUCCCACUGAGUGGGAGUAUCCAGCCGAGAAGGUAGGGUUCGCGGGUCAACGAAAUCUGCAGGUAGACGGAGUGUCGGAUUUGCGGGGAAGUAGCUAUGUGGAAUAUGGGAUGGAGAAGAACUGA
This is a messenger RNA of Aspergillus sclerotioniger CBS 115572, 2238 nucleotides long. It is a transcript of the gene prm1, whose product is annotated as pheromone-regulated protein PRM1. The coding region runs from base 1 to 2238 and encodes 745 amino acids. The transcript is spliced from 2 exons. Lineage: Eukaryota; Fungi; Ascomycota; Eurotiomycetes; Eurotiales; Aspergillaceae. The record is from RefSeq and is a predicted model, not a curated record. Gene Ontology annotation, cellular component: mating projection tip.